GACAUCCCGGGAAAUCCCUGCUUGGAGGAGAAAAGUUAAAAUCAGUUUCUGCGCUUAGAAGCUCAUUCUGUUCUCGCAAAGAAAAAGCUUCCAUGGCACAUGUGGCAGAAGGCACAGCUGGAAUGAGUUUUGCAGGAAGUUCUGCAGAGCAUGUAGAGUGUGCUCAAUCAUCAAGAAGAAAGAAUUUGACAAGUCCUCUUGAACAUAAGAUAAGAUGCUUGGAAAAACAGAGAAAAGAGCUCCUGGAAGUUAAUCAGCAAUGGGAUCAGCAGUUUAGAAAUAUGAAAGAGUUGUAUGAAAGAAAGGUCACUGAGUUGAAAAUGAAACUAGUCGCUGCAGAAAGAGUCUGGGACACCGUGCGGAGGGAGCAACAGCAGCUGGAGCUAUCCCAGAGCCAGAGGCUGGACCCAGGGCCACGAGCCCUGCUAGAGAAGGACAACGUAAAUGAAGAAAUACAGCAAUUGAAGAAAGAAAAUAAGCUUUUGAAGGAAAAAAAUGCUCUUGCAAAUAAGAGGAGGGAACAUUAUGAAAGUGAAAUAAAACGCCUCAAUAAGGCCCUUCAGGAUGUCUUGAAAAUCGAGAAUUCUUCAUUUUCUGAGGACUGUUCUGGGAAAUCUAAAGUCAAGUGCAACCAUGCAGAGAUGAUAACAGAAAUGGAAGUCCUCAAACAGCAGGUGAAAAUAUAUGAAGAAGACUUCAAAAAGGAGCGCUCAGAUCGAGAAAGACUUAAUCAGGAGAAAGAAGAGCUACAGCAAAUUAAUCAAACUUCUCAAUCCCAGCUGACCAGGCUGAGUUUUCAGAUAAAAGCUUGUCAGAUGGAGAAAGAAAAACUAAAAGAGCAGCUAAAACAGAUGGGUCUCCCAACCUGCAACUGUGACUUUGCUUUCCACCUGCCGGAUCCAUGGGAACCAACAGCCCCCAAGGCUGUGCAGGAUCAACGAGAGCACCCACCAGACUAUCAGUGGUAUGUUCUUGACCAGCUUCCUCCAGAUGUACAGCACAAGGCAACUGAUUUCUCCUCUAAAAAGAAAGUCAGUGAGUAGAAGUGUGUGCCCACAGAAGACGGUGUGCUCAGGGAGCACGUGGCUGAGCCCUACCUGCCCUGUGCCUUGCCCUUGGGGUGUUCCUGCAACAGCUGCACAUCGUCUACUCCAUUUUGUGUGUGCCUGGCAGUGUUUCCUCUUGGCAUGGACAAAGACUUCUGCCAACUGAGAUCCUGACUAAGUUUGAGGAACAAGUUAUUAUCCGAAUAAUUGCAACUUCCAGUUUCCUUAAAAUGGGAUUUGGCAGCGUGAAACUGUCUGCAACAUAGUACUUGCUGUUGGAUUGUUAAGUUUUGCAAAAUCACUCCAUGAUUUAAGCCCCUUGGUUCCUGGUGUGGUGAUAUAUUCACAAGGGAAAACUUGCUGCAGCUCUCAAUUUUUAAUGUUGCUUCCAUUUUCCCCUAGUGGUUCAGUUCUUCAGCCAGUUUGACGGCUGGAUACUGUUCUCAUAUUUGUUGGCUUGAAUGAAGCUAAAACACAGGAUUGAAAAUGUAUAUAUACCGUACUGCCUAAAG
This is a messenger RNA of Octodon degus (degu), 1558 nucleotides long. RefSeq names its product TNFAIP3 interacting protein 3 (gene Tnip3). Gene Ontology annotation, biological process: regulation of transcription by RNA polymerase II; cellular response to lipopolysaccharide. Bases 93 to 1043 code for a protein of 316 amino acids. Lineage: Eukaryota; Metazoa; Chordata; Mammalia; Rodentia; Octodontidae. The transcript is spliced from 12 exons. The record is from RefSeq and is a predicted model, not a curated record.